Molecule: messenger RNA, 327 nt
Organism: Helobdella robusta
Lineage: Eukaryota; Metazoa; Annelida; Clitellata; Rhynchobdellida; Glossiphoniidae
Exons: 3
Biological process (GO): mitochondrial DNA replication; positive regulation of helicase activity
Cellular component (GO): mitochondrial nucleoid
Molecular function (GO): single-stranded DNA binding
Source: RefSeq, a predicted model, not a curated record
AUCAACAAAGUUACCCUCUUGGGUCGAGUGGGCAGAGAUUCGGAGGUCCGGGGCUCGGAGUUGAACCCGGUAACUGUGUUUCCACUGGCAACUUCUUACACUUUGAGGACCAAAGAUGGAGAUUAUGUCCAGAAAACAGAGUGGCAUAGAAUCAGUGUUUUCAGACCUGUUUUAAAAGAUAUUGUUGCCCAAACUGUCAAGAAAGGGGAUAGAGUGUAUGUAACAGGUAGCAUAAACUACAGCCAGUUUGUUGAUAAGAAUAAUGCCACUCAAAGAAUUGCUAGUAUUAUUGCCGGUAAUAGUAGUAUCUUAUCCAUUUUUUCUUAA